Messenger RNA from Penaeus vannamei (Pacific white shrimp), 618 nucleotides. Its product is annotated as glycine-rich protein-like. Lineage: Eukaryota; Metazoa; Arthropoda; Malacostraca; Decapoda; Penaeidae. The record is from RefSeq and is a predicted model, not a curated record.
CGCAUCUGACUGCCUUCACAUACAGUUCUCUGUAGCAUCAACUAUGAAGACUUUGAUCGCUGUACUGUUGGUUGCCUGCGUGGCAGCAGAGCAGAAGCGCGAGGCUGAGCCUUCUUAUGGCCAUGGUGUGGGCUUGUCCCUUCCUCAUGGCGUUGUCAGCGGUCGGCAGUAUGGCGUCGGGUAUGGGCACGCAGCCAUAGCUCACCAUCCAUAUGGCGGUCGGUCCUUUGUCCAAAGCUUCAACCAUAAUCUUCACAAACGAGAAGCUGAACCUGGUUUCGGCCUGCCCUCAUAUGGUUAUGGAUAUGGUGGCGGCAUCGGCUAUGGUAUCGGUCAUAGCCUUGGAUACGGACCCGCCGUAGCUUACCACCCAUAUGGCGGUCUCUCCUACACUCGCUCCUACAACCACGUCCUCCACAAGCGUGACGCUGACCCAAGCUAUGGUCACACUCACGGUCUCACAGGAUCGGUCUACGGAUACGCUAGCUCCGUCACCCAUCCAGGAUACGGCUAUUCGUACCAGCAGAGGCAUGGAGUAGUACCCGCACAUUACGCCUUAUACUAACUUUCUACUCGUCAAGAGGUUUUUCAUGUGAAGCUAAAUAAAACUUGAUUUUA